CCAUUCCGCGUUAAUCUGCUACUCCAUGUUGUUACUGAUCUGCAUCGUUUUGUUGGUUAGGGUUAGCGGUGUUUGAAUGUCUCUGCGAUUAGCGGCGUAGUUUGGGGUUCCACCACGAUCGUCGAAUUCCGCCAUUAGAGAAACUGGUGUGCAGAAUCGGUGUGACGAUUCCGUCUGUUGGUUCCGAGCAAGUCCUUUCACAUUCUUUCUAUGAAUCAAAACGAGGUGGGGCAACAUCUCUAGACAAUAUUCACACCUAAGAAUUGUUACAUCACUCUUGGUUUCUCUUCUUUGCGCCGUCAUGUGUCUUUGCGUAGGCUCGGCGGAGAUGGUACGGCGACCGACCGCGAGGAACAUGCUUGGCGAUGGAAUUAUUUCUCCUUCGAUUUUGUUCAACGUGAUUGAGACUAAUGUUUACGAAGAUUUGAAACGAUGUAUCAGUAGGUGCUUCAGCCAAACACUUUCCCACCGGUGGAGAUUUGGUAAGCUCCAUUUCAAUGGUAGAGAAAGAUCGACUGUUGUCGUUUCUCAAAAACCACGUUGUAUUGUUUUCCGUGACCUUGCAGUCUAUGAACAUCUCCACCAUCCCUCUCAGUUUCUGCUAUUAGUUCAGCCAUCAUCAAGGGGAUGUCCUAUUUGCAUCAGAGGCGUAGACUGAUAUCUUUGAUAUCAUACUCGCGAAGAUUCACCACUGAUAUUCACAUUCAACCACAUGAAACUAAGAUUCCUGAUAUGGCUUCAUACAUGUGAUUGAGAAAUACCAUAUCCGGAUACUAAGAAGCUCCAGCAACUUUACAUCAAUGGCACCUCAGAAUAUCAUUUUCAACUCCUAGCACUCACAAGGCUGAGAAAUACCAUAUUUUGUUGGUAAAGGUAAUUCUGAAGUGGUAGAUGGAAUCAGUAAUGUUCUUUUGAUAUAUUGCAGUGUGUAUAGAAAAGAAAGAUUACAGUACAGCUUGAGGGUCGUUGUAUUUUCUCUGAGUGAAGUUGCUUAGUAGUGAAGAAGAUAAAGAGUGGCGAGAGCUUGACCCAAUGUUAGUCUGACUUCCUAAAAUUUACAUGAUAAUAGAGCGAGAGAUUGGUGAAGAAAGAGAUCAAUACGAAGUGAAGAAGAUUGAGAACAUUGCUUUAACCUCUGUGGACAGACCAUGUCUGGGAAAAAAAUGGUUUGGAGUUGUGGUGUGUUGAUAU
Molecule: messenger RNA, 1191 nt
Organism: Eruca vesicaria subsp. sativa (arugula)
Lineage: Eukaryota; Viridiplantae; Streptophyta; Magnoliopsida; Brassicales; Brassicaceae
Source: the annotation of a GenBank genome assembly